CUUUCAUUAGCCGAUGCUCGUUCCUCACUGAGUCAACGUCCAGAGAGCACUUCGUUUCCCUAAAUAACCUCAACAGGGCAUGAGCGCAGGACUCUUAUCCAGCUGAAUUUCGGAUUUAACACGGGAGGAGUAGAGCUUCGUUCCCUGGACAUCAAUUGAAAUCAUGCCAGUUCCAGAACAGCCCGCUGAAGCCGAGAAGGCCACCAUGCUGAGCCCAGGGCUAAGCGCUUCUAACGGAGAUGGAACUGAAACAGAGACCACCUCAGCCAUCCUGGCAUCCGUCAAAGAGCAAGAGCUUCAGUUUGAAAGAUUAACUCGAGAGCUGGAGGCGGAGCGUCAGAUAGUUGCUACUCAAUUGGAGCGAUGCAAACUGGGAUCUGAGAAAGGCGGCAGCAUGACCAAUAUCAGUUCAGCGGAUGAUCAGUAUCGCUGGAACACUCAAGACGGGCAGAAAGACAUCGAGGAUGAACUGAAUACAGGUCUGGAAUUGGUGGAUUCGUGUAUCCGUUCCCUGCACGAGUCUGGAAUAUUGGAUCAUCAGGAAUACACCACAGCUGAUAGACCGAGUCUGCUUUCUCAGAGCUCACUGCAGCUCAGCUCGAACCCAGAGGGCUGUCUCCAGUAUUCCUCCAGCUACCAUAGUAACCAGACUCUGGCCCUGAGCGACUGCUUGACCACACCAAAAUCUCAGCCGCCUCAGCCUCCUCCACGCUCCAGCGGCCAGCCCGGGGGAGCCGUGCACAGCUACAAUCAGGUGACAUCUAACCGUGCGGCCCAGCUCGCGGCCGGGGACACACAGACCCAGAGUCAUGGCAGUACCCUGCUGUCCGAUUCCCAGCAGCCCACUGCAGCGUCCGGUUCGGGCCUGUACUACUCCAGCUCCACUCUACCUGCCCAGCGCAUCAGCUCGCCCAUGAACUCAAUGCAGACCGCGGCAGCAGGCGGAUCCCCUACCAAACUGCAGCGUCUGGGUUCGGCCUCCGACACGCCCGGAUACGCCACCACCCAGCGCCUGCCCUCCUCUUCCUCAUCCGCCUCCCCUAAGCCUUCACCUGGGAGACUUGCGAAAUCCUAUAGCAGUAGUUCACCUAUCAAUGCGGUGGGCAUCGGAGGAUCACCCGGCGCGCACACUUUGGGCUCUCCUAUACGGCUAGUGUCUCCGGCUAAUAACGCGUCGCCCAUCUCCCAGCAGCUGCAGUCGGCAGGAGUGUCAACGUACGCCACUCUCACGCCCACCAAAAGACUCGUGCACUCAUCUGAUCAGUAUAAGAUAUCCCACGAUCUGUACGCAACGGCUACUUUACAGAGACCUGGCAGUCUUGCUGGAUCUCGAGGUUCCUACAGCGGCCAGCACGCCCACCUGGCCCCCGAACUGAGGCCCCUGCAGUCCCCCGAGCAUCACAUUGACCCUAUAUAUGAGGAUAGAGUAUAUCAGAAACUCCCGAUGAGAAGUCUGAGCCAGAGUCAGGGAGAAGCGCUCCCUCCAGGACAUACUGGAGCCUACCGGAAUAACACAGCCCCGUCCUCCCCUGGUGUUGACUCCGUACCCUUGCAGCGAACAGCAAGUCAAAAUGCCACAGGGACGUUUCCUCGGGGUGGCUACUCCUCCGGCCAGGGCGCCAACUAUGCUGACUCUUAUCGCACCUUGCCAUACUGCUCGUCCGUGGAGUCACCCUACAGCAAGUCGGGUCCUGCCCUGCCACCAGAGGGCAACCUGGCACGCUCUCCCUCUAUAGACAGCAUACAGAAGGAUCCCAGGGAGUUCGGUUGGCGAGACCCGGAGUUGCCCGAAGUCAUUCAGAUGCUACAGCACCAGUUUCCUUCGGUUCAGUCGAACGCAGCGGCGUAUCUGCAGCAUCUGUGCUUCGGAGACAACAAGAUUAAAGCCGAGAUACGGAGGCAAGGUGGCAUUCAGCUCUUGGUGGACCUGUUGGAUCACAGGAUGGCUGAGGUACACAGAAGCGCCUGCGGUGCCCUGAGGAACCUUGUGUAUGGAAAGUCCAACGAUGAUAAUAAAAUCACCCUUAAGAACUGUGGAGGCAUCCCCGCACUGGUACGCCUGCUCCGGAAGACCUCGGACGUGGAGGUCAGAGAACUAGUUACAGGUGUGUUGUGGAACCUGUCGUCAUGUGACGCUCUGAAGAUGCCUAUAAUCCAGGACGCUCUCGCCGUGUUGACCAACACAGUGAUUAUACCCCAUUCCACCUGGGACGUCUCUCCACACCAGGAGGACCGCAAACUUCAAAUGCACACUUCCCAAGUCCUUCGAAAUGCCACAGGGUGCCUGAGGAAUGUAAGUUCGGCAGGGGAGGAAGCUCGGAGGCGGAUGAGAGAAUGCGACGGCCUGACUGACACGCUGCUUUUUGUCAUCCAGACUUCACUUGGAAGCAGCGAGAUUGAUAGCAAGACCAUAGAAAACUGUGUAUGCAUCUUGAGGAACCUCUCGUAUCGGCUAGCAGCUGAAACGUCUCAGGGACAGCAGAUGGGGACAGAAGAGCUGGACGGUCUCCUGUGCAGCGACUCCGGAGGAAAGGACGGAGAGACCUCAGGCUGCUGGGGGAAGAAGAAAAAGAAGAAGAAGUCCCAGGAUCAGUGGGAUGGUGUCGGCCCGUUGCCAGACACUGCCGAGCCCCCCAAAGGGAUUCAGAUGUUGUGGCAUCCUUCGAUAGUCAAGCCCUACCUAACCCUGCUGUCUGAGUGCUCGAACCCGGACACGCUGGAAGGGGCCGCCGGGGCAUUGCAAAACCUGGCUGCAGGAAGCUGGAAGUGGUCUGUAUACAUCCGUGCAGCAGUGAGGAAAGAAAAGGGUCUGCCCAUCCUCGUGGAGCUACUGAGGAUAGACAACGACCGCGUGGUGUGUGCGGUCGCCACCGCGCUCAGAAACAUGGCCUUGGACAUCAGGAAUAAAGAGUUAAUCGGUAAGUACGCAAUGCGAGACCUCAUCCAUCGCCUGCCGGGCGGAAGUAAUGCUACCGGGGGCACUGCCAACAGCACAGCGGGUAAAACCAUGUGCGACGACACGGUUACAGCUAUAUGCUGCGCCCUGCACGAGGUCAUCACCAAGAAUAUGGAGAACACCAAGGCCUUACGAGACGCGGGAGGCAUCGAGAAGCUCAUCGGUAUUGCUAGGAGUAAAGGAGACAAACACUCACCUAAAGUGGUAAAAGCAGCAUCUCAGGUUCUCAGCAGCAUGUGGCAGUACAGAGAUCUCCGGAGCCUUUAUAAAAAGGAUGGUUACUCACAGUAUCACUUUGUUGGCUCUGCCUCAACAAUAGAGAGAGACCGACAGAGACCGUACUCAUCCUCACGGACUCCGUCUGUAUCCCCGGUCCGGAUGUCCCCCAACAACCGAUCCGCCAGCGCCCCUGCCUCACCCAGAGAGAUGAUCAGCCUCAAGGACAGGAAGAGCGACUACGACUCUGGUGGAACCAACGCCGGUUACCAUGGAAACAAAGGAGAGCACAGUUCCAGAAAAGACACAAUGGCAGUUCAAACCUCCUGUGGAACAUCCACAUUGUUCCGGAACUCGUACGAUACUUCAAAUGAAGAGAUCAAACACAACCAGGUCCCGGCACCACCCGCACCCCAGGAGCCGCCACGCAAAGACUACGAGGCAUAUCCAAUCUACCAAAACUCCAACAGGAACUUUGAGGAGACAUUUUUUGAAGAUCCGGUCCAUCGUGCCCCUCCCACCACUGAUAUGAAUAUGCACCUGGGACUCAAGUCCACUGGAAAUUACGUGGACUUCUACUCCGCUGCCCGCCCCUAUAGUGAACUCAACUACGAAACAAGUCACUACCCCGCCUCUCCGGACUCUUGGGUUUAGGACUUUGCGAACCGGAGGGUUUUGCGGACGGGAGGCGCGGCAUGUGGAGAGGCCGGGAAACUGCAUGUGCAUGCAUAUCACAAAACAUUUCUCAGCAAGUUUUGUUCGUCUAAGCUGGUUCCGUGGUGAAUAUGAGCAAGGAGGGCGGUGAUGGAGAGAGAGAGGAGACGCAGAUAAAAGAAAUCCUUGAGAGAGACAGAAAGAGAAAGAAUGCAUGAGAUAUGAAAGAAAACACAUAUUUUAAAGGAAGCAGAAACUUAACCUUUGGAGUAGUGUGUGGGUUUGAAAAGUGUAGGUUAUAUAAGAAAGUGCACAAGUAUUGUAAAGGAAGGGAGGGGUAUGUAAGCACAAGAAAAUGAAGUUAGGAUGAGGUACGGAAACAGCUUUUCACCCUUUCGAAACAUCCUAUUCAUUUGAUGUCAUGCAAACGAUCUUGACUAGCGAGAAAUAUUCUUUUUCUCCAUAUUUUUCCUCUAUUUUUGCUUAAUUUUUUGUUUGAUCUUUUUCAAUUUGUUGAUGUAAAGUAUUUGGUGUACAUUAAAGAAACGCAUUACACAAGUGCAUUGUGUAGAAACCA
Messenger RNA from Triplophysa dalaica, 4403 nucleotides. It is a transcript of the gene ctnnd2a, whose product is annotated as catenin (cadherin-associated protein), delta 2a. The record is from RefSeq and is a predicted model, not a curated record. The transcript has 22 exons. Gene Ontology annotation, cellular component: postsynaptic density; adherens junction; nucleus. Gene Ontology annotation, molecular function: cadherin binding. The coding region runs from base 164 to 3826 and encodes 1220 amino acids. Lineage: Eukaryota; Metazoa; Chordata; Actinopteri; Cypriniformes; Nemacheilidae. Gene Ontology annotation, biological process: dendritic spine morphogenesis; cell-cell adhesion; cell-cell junction assembly.